GUACCUUAUAAAUCAGUACUACAGACAGAGGCACUAAAAAGAAGAAGCAAAUUGAAAAUGGUAACCAUCCACUGUUCCCACCUGGUGGUUCCCUCCGAGCCCACGCCAUCUUCAACCCUCUCACUCUCCCUCUGCGACCAAAUCAAGCUCCCAAACCACGGAUCUCAGCUCUACCUCUACAGCAACACCAGCAUCACCCACCAUCAUCUCAUCCACACUCUCUCAGCCUCCCUCAGUAAAGCACUCACUCACUACUACCCCUUCGCUGGCCGCCUCCGCCGCAUCCCCGGCGGCCGCUUCCAGCUCCUCUGCAACGCCAGUGGAGCUGUCCUCAUAGAAGCCACAUGUUCAAGUCAAUUCAGUUUCAAAUAUUUUCGCGAUUUCGCUCCCGUCCACGCUGUCCCCAAAAUCAACUACGAUGAUGUCCCCAUUGAGGAUGUCCCCUUGCUGGUGGCGCAGGUCACGAGGUUCCCCAACGGCUUCAUCACGCUCGGUCUCUCCCUCUGUCGCGCUCUCCUCGAUGGAAAUUCGGCUAGCAGCUUCGUUAACUCGUGGGCCAAGCUUGCUAAAGGAGAGAACUUAGAUUCCAGCUUGAUUCCUUUGCUUGAUCGAACCAAGUUAGAUUCAUUUAAACUCAAUAAACCACCACGUUUUGAACACCCUGAGUUUUUGCCACCACCCCUUUUGACACAACAGCAUACCCAGAUGGAAGAACAACUUGGUUCGACCAUAUUGGAACUCACAAAGGGUCAAGUUGAGAAACUGAAGAAGAAAGCUAGUGACUUUGGAAGUGGGUAUGGUAUUAAUAACGGUAAUGGUUCCGUACGACCUUAUACUAGUUUUGAGGUUAUAACUGGUCACUUGUGGAGGUGUGUUUGCAAGGUGCGUUACGCGGGUGGUGAUUUGGGUCAACCAACGAGGUUGACCACUUUGGUUAACUGUAGAAACCGUUUAAGGCCUUCUCUCCCCACGGCUUAUUUUGGGAAUGCAACGUUUCCCACGGUGACACCAACUUGUUCCUUUGAUGAGAUCAUGCACAAGCCUCUGAGCUAUGCUGUGGGGAAAGUGAGGGAAGCGAUUGGGAAGAUGAGUGAUGAGUAUGUGAGGUCUGCGCUUGAUUACAUAGCAAGUGUGGAGGACUUCGAUUUGUUCAGGGACACGUUUUAUGGUUCUGGUGAUGGGAAAGGGAAGUUUAAGGGAGAUCCUAAUUUGUAUAUGGUUGGUUGGACGAAUUUUAAGUAUUUUGAGACGGAUUUUGGGUGGGGGAAACCGGUUUCUUUGAUUCCCGGAAACAUUAAUUCUAAUGGCAAGGCUUUUCUUUUGGACAAUGCAAGUGGUGAUGGCUUCAUUGUAGCUGUUUGUUUGCUGGAAUCGCAUGUAGAUGCUCUGAGGAAGUUGUUUUAUGAGGAUAUGGAGGAUGCUAGUUCCAAAUUGUGAUUGAUGAUGAAUCUUGCAUCCAUAUGAGGCUUCAAUGUGAUUCUGGGAUUUUGUGUGACUAGGAUUUCAGAUUAUCAUGGACAUGAAGCUAAGAUGUAUGACUGGUCUCUCAGUUUUAUCCUUUUGAUUUUUCUCUGUUGUUUAUAAUUGAUUUGCAAUUAGCAAGUUCUUGAUCAAAACCGUGAUAAAUUAGCAGUAUAUUAGCGGCGUGUCUCGUUACAUGUUUAUAUCUAGCACGUUACCUGUUACCUAAUUGAUAACCCUUCCAUUGAACGCCAAAAUUGGACAUUUAGAUCCGUAGGCGAGGAAGUAAGAAGGUAUUGUAGUUUAUGUUAAAUUACAAUUUUAGCUAUCUUUCAAA
Glycine soja is the source of this 1798-nucleotide messenger RNA. RefSeq names its product spermidine hydroxycinnamoyl transferase-like. The transcript has a single exon. Bases 58 to 1437 code for a protein of 459 amino acids. The record is from RefSeq and is a predicted model, not a curated record. Gene Ontology annotation, molecular function: acyltransferase activity, transferring groups other than amino-acyl groups. Lineage: Eukaryota; Viridiplantae; Streptophyta; Magnoliopsida; Fabales; Fabaceae.